Messenger RNA from Cotesia glomerata, 6716 nucleotides. It is a transcript of the gene Chd1, whose product is annotated as chromodomain-helicase-DNA-binding protein 1. Gene Ontology annotation, molecular function: ATP-dependent chromatin remodeler activity; chromatin binding; ATP hydrolysis activity. The record is from RefSeq and is a predicted model, not a curated record. Bases 614 to 6343 code for a protein of 1909 amino acids. The transcript has 10 exons. Gene Ontology annotation, cellular component: nucleus; chromatin. Gene Ontology annotation, biological process: regulation of transcription by RNA polymerase II; nucleosome organization. Lineage: Eukaryota; Metazoa; Arthropoda; Insecta; Hymenoptera; Braconidae.
ACUUGACAUAAAAAUUAAAAAAAGCAAGAAUGAAAAAAUUUCGGAGCACUUAGUUAGUAAUUACGUAAAAAAUAAAAAAAUAGUGCAUAAAAAGAAAGUAAAAAAAAGAGGUCGUUAGUAAUCAGUCUGGUAAUAAUAUACAUUUACAUACAUACGUUACGUCGGAUGUGAGUGUGAGAGCAAGUUUGUAGAGAGUGUAGAGUAAAACAAUAGUCUGGUCGGCAUAAGACGGUAGCGACACUAACGGGCUGAGAGAGCAGUUGAGUAAUAUAUGCGCGCGCGUAUUGCAUUGUGGGUAAUAUGGUGGGAUGGUGAACUAACUGCGACGAAGGAACGGAAUGGCGACACGAUAGGUAUAGGGGAAGGCGAACGAACGAACGAGUGAGUUCACAAAAUGGCGUCCGAGCUUAAGCCCGCGACCAUAUAGUACGUGAGAAUUCGAUAUUUUUUGUACGAUGUUACAAGUUGAUAGUACGUAAAGUCUUAAAUAUUGUGAGUGUUUCGAGUGUCUAUUGCGUUAAUUAAUUAUUGAUUUAGAGAUUUAUAACAAUUCUUUUCGGGAAUUAGAGUAGGGGAAUGAUAUUGAAGCUUCGGUAAGACGCGUAGAGACGGAAUGAUGCAGAAAACGCAGAUAGAAUCCGAGUCUGGCAAAGAGUCAGCGUCUGAUUCGGAUAAUGAGAGUAAAAGUGACCAAAGCAGCAGUUCCUCUGGUAGUAAUUCUGGAUCUGAGAGUGAUAGUGACUCUAGCUCAUCAAGUAGUGGCGGUUCAAAUUCCUCAGCGGCUUCAGUAGCGUCUGAGUACUCCGCCAAGUCGGAUAAAUCCGACCCACCUGCACAAAAUGAUAGUUUUCAGAGCGGAAAAAGCUCCUCGAGUAACAGUGCCUCGGCUAAAAUCAAAAGCCGCCGCGAGUCCAAUCGCGAGUGGGAUGACAAUCCCGAUAUCUACGGGAUCAGGAGGUCUGGCAGAUCCAGGAAGGGUCCUGAGAGACUCGAUACCGCAAACGCCACCUCACGUGAGAGCGAUAACGAUAACCGUAAAAAACUUAAGAAAAAGAGUAGCCAAAAUUCUUGGAACUCUGAAUCUUCUGGAGAUUCAGACUCGGAGGAUUUUGAAAACCGACGACCACCUCCUGCUAGUAAGUCGAUAAACAGGCGAGCUGCUCAAAAAGCUAAAGAAGCGCGCUCGAAAAAAAAACAGCGACGGCUUAUGUCAGCGUCUUCUGAUAAUUCAUCUUUUGAUAGUGAUGAUAAUCGAAGACAUGUUGCUUCAAGAAGAGCAGGAACAGCAGCUGUUAGUUAUAAAGAACAAAGCGACGAAGGCACAGCCAGUGAAGAUUUAGUUGAUGUUGAUGAAGGAGCUUCACAGCCAUCAAAUCAAUUGGAUCCAGCUGACAAUGCCGAAACAAUUGAGCGAAUUCUAGCACAAAGAAUAGGAAAAAAAGGAGUAACGGGUAAUGUGACCACUGUCUACGCUGUUGAGGAAAACGGCGACCCGAAUGUACCAAAACACGAAGACGAAUCAAAUAAAGAAGAAAGUCAAGUUCAGUACCUGAUUAAGUGGAAGGGAUGGUCCCACAUACACAACACGUGGGAGUCAGAAGAGUCACUCAAAGCACAAAAAGUUAAAGGGUUAAAAAAAUUAGACAAUUUUAUAAAACGUGAUACUGAAAUAAAACAAUGGCGAGCGUACGCCGGGCCCGAGGAUAUUGAUUACUUCGAGUGUCAGCUGGAGUUGCAGCAGGAGCUUCUCAAGAGUUACAACAACGUGGAAAGGAUAAUUGCCGAGUACAAAAAGCCUGAAUCUGAGUACCCGGAUUAUUACUGCAAAUGGGAGAGCUUGCCUUACGCAGACGCUACGUGGGAAGAUGGCGCGCUCAUUGUCAAAAAGUGGCCCGAUAAGAUUAAAGAGUUCCGCGAUCGUGAGGAUUCCAAGAGGACACCCAGCAGACAUACCAAGACUCCUGGAAAACGACCAAAGUUCCAUCAUGUUAAAGAGCAACCCACGUAUCUGGGUGGUGAGAGGAAGGAUUUAAUUCUUCGUGAUUAUCAGAUGGAUGGUCUUAACUGGAUGAUUCACUCGUGGUGCAAAGACAAUAGUGUAAUUUUAGCAGAUGAAAUGGGAUUAGGUAAAACUAUCCAAACAAUAUGCUUCCUUUAUUAUUUAUUUCACACUCAUCAAAUUCACGGGCCAUUUUUAUUGGUCGUACCACUGUCGACAAUGACAUGCUGGCAACGUGAGAUGACUUUAUGGGCACCUGAUAUGAAUUUUGUUACUUAUUUAGGUGAUGUAACUUCCCGUGAUAUUAUUCGCCAAUACGAGUGGUGUUACUACGGUACCAAAAGAUUAAAAUUCAACGCAAUCCUUACAACCUACGAAAUAGUCCUAAAAGACAAAUUAUUAUUAGGUCAACUGGACUGGGCAGUGCUUCUAGUCGACGAGGCUCACCGACUAAAAAACGACGACUCUCUCUUAUACAAAGCCCUAAGCGAAUUUAGAACCGACCACCGACUCUUGAUCACCGGUACCCCUCUGCAAAACAGCCUGAAAGAACUGUGGGCUCUUUUGCACUUCAUAAUGCCGAAUAAAUUUGCCGACUGGGAGGAAUUCGAGAAGGAGCACGGCAACUCUGCGCAAAAAGGGUACCCCAAGUUACACAAGCAACUAGAGCCGUUUAUUAUCCGGCGUGUAAAGAAGGACGUAGAAAAAUCCUUGCCCGCCAAAGUCGACCAGAUAUUGCGCGUAGAAAUGACGGCUUUGCAGAAGCAGUACUACAAAUGGAUAUUGACAAAAAAUUACAAUGCUUUGCGCAAAGGUGUCAAGGGUUCAACAAUGACUUUUAUAAAUAUCGUAGUAGAAUUAAAGAAAUGUUGCAACCAUGCAUUUUUAACCAAACCCAUGGACUACGAUCGUGAAAAGAAAGACGACGUUGAGGAUUAUUUACAGCAAAUAAUUCGUGGCUCCGGUAAAUUGGUUUUACUCGACAAAUUAUUAGUCCGCUUGCGAGAAACCGGGCAUAGAGUAUUGAUAUUCAGCCAGAUGGUCAGAAUGUUGGACAUACUGGGUGAGUAUCUUCAAAAGCGACACUUUCCAUUUCAGCGACUGGACGGUAGCAUAAAAGGCGAGCUUAGAAAGCAAGCGUUAGACCACUUCAAUGCCGAGGGAUCCACUGAUUUUUGCUUCCUAUUGUCAACCCGCGCCGGUGGACUUGGUAUUAACUUAGCGACCGCUGACACUGUGAUAAUUUUUGACUCUGACUGGAAUCCCCAGAACGACUUGCAAGCCCAAGCCCGUGCUCACCGUAUCGGCCAGAAAAAUCAAGUAAAUAUUUACCGGCUGGUGACCAAAAAUUCCGUCGAAGAAGAAAUAGUCGAGCGAGCUAAGAAGAAAAUGGUCCUCGACCACUUGGUGAUCCAGCGGAUGGACACCACCGGUAGGACUGUGCUAGACAAGAAAGCUUCCGGCAGCAAUCCUUUUAACAAAGGAGAUUUGAAUGCCAUUCUCAAGUUCGGAGCAGAUGAGCUCUUCAAAGACGAGGAGGAGGGCGACGAGGAGCCCAAGUGUGAUAUUGAUGACAUUUUACGGCGAGCUGAGACCAGAGACGACAGCAGCGCUCCAGCUACUGUUGGCGAUGAGCUGCUCUCGGCUUUUAAGAUCGCCAGCUUCGCUUUUGAAGAAGAGUCCACUGAGCCGGCUAUGGAGGUCGAUAAUCCUGAUAAUGGAGAAGAUAGCAAAGAUUGGGCGGAAAUAAUUCCCGAGAAUUUUAGAAAGAAGAUUGAGCAGGAUGAAAAGUGUAAGGAGAUGGAAGAUUUGUACUUGCCACCGCGAAGUAGGAAGACUUUGCAGCAGAUGAAUAAUCGGGGGAGUAAAGAUGACGGGAAGAGAAAAAGACGCAAAGCUCAGAGCGAUGAAGAGAGUGAUGAGGGGGAUGAUAGUGUGGGUAGCGAUGCUGAUGGGUCUGAUGACGAACGCCCGAAGAAAAGAGGCAGGCCUCGGAUGCAGCCUAGAGAGUCCAUUAAGAGUUUUACUGAUGUUGAAAUCAGGAGAUUUAUCAAGAGUUAUAAAAAAUUCCCGGCUCCGUUAAAGCGGCUUGAUGACAUUGCUGCUGAUGCUGAGUUACAAGAGAAGCCUAUGGUCGAGUUGCGGUACCUUGGAGAGCUGAUGAAGUCCAGGUGUGAUGCUUGCAUCGCUGAGUUUGAAACCGCGAGUAAAGACGGAAGGGAUAAGGAGGAGAAGGUUAAGAAGGAGGGAAAAGGUCGCAAGCGUGGGCGAGGGCCUACUUUUAAGUUAGCGGGAGUUAUGGUCAAUGCCAAGUCGCUUUCUGCGGCUGAGAAAGAAUUAGAACCGCUUGAUCAAGCUUUGCCUGAAGAUGAGGAACAACGUGCUAAUUGGCAUUUAGAUGUUAAAUUAAAGCCUGCUAAUUUUGACUGCGAGUGGAGCUCUGAGGAUGACUCUAGAUUGUUAAGGGGGAUUUAUAUACACGGUAUGGGAUCUUGGGAGGCUAUUAAAAUGGACCCGAGUCUUAAACUUGGGGAUAAAAUUCUUCCUGGUGAUAACAAGCCACAAGUCAAACAGCUCAAUGCUCGCGCUGAGUAUUUAUUGAAGAUUCUUAAAAGGCAGAUGGACAUGAAGCACGGGCUGACUAGGAAGAUGCGCAAGCCUAGGAAGCCUAAAGAAAUUAAAUCUGCGAUUACGAAGGAACUGGUGGAGGAUAAUGACAGUCCUGGGGGCGCCAGUGCUGGCUCUGGAGAUGAGAAUAAGAAACCUAAGGUCAAAGGGGAGAAGCCGGUGGUUAGUGUUAAGAAGGAAGAGCCGGAUGUUGGGGUCAAGAAGGAUGUUAAGGAUGAUAUGAGCGAUAGUGGGCUUGCUGUGACAGGCACUGGGUCAGUUGUUACCCCUGAGGAUAAGAAGAAGGAGAAGAAGAUGAAGAAGGAGAAAAAGGAGGGGAAGAAAACUAGACGGAGCAAACAGGGCGGGUCUGCUUUGGCUACUGGGCCUAUGCAUUUUACGGCGAAUAAUGAACCACGUGCUCUUGAUGUUCUGGGUGAUUUGGACCCUUCGGUUUUUAAUGAGUGCAAGGAAAAAAUGCGGCCGGUUAAGAAGGCCCUUAAGGCGCUUAAUCAGCCGGAUCAGUCGCUUAGUGAGGAGGAAAGGAUUGCUCAUACUAGACAGUAUCUUGUUCAGAUUGGGAAUCAAAUUAAUACUUGUUUGUCUGAGUAUAAAGAUCCGGAGCAGAUAAAAGAGUGGCGGAGUAAUUUGUGGUACUUUGUGUCUAAAUUUACGGAGUAUGAUGCGAAAAAAUUGUACAAGCUUUAUAAACAUGCUACGCGGGAAAGGCAAGAUGAUUCUGGGUCUAAUUUAUUGUCCAGUCCGGAGAAAAAAGAGGAGACUUCACAAAAGCAUACUGUUGAGAAACACCCGCCAGGAGAGACUGCGGCUAAUCCUUCCAAAGAGGCAAGGCCUGUGAAGCGAAGGUUCCCUGAGGAAGUUGAGGAGAAUUCACCGAAUAGUGGGUUGCCUAGUAAGAAACAUUUGGCUGGGAAUCAUCAUCACCAUCAUCAUCAUGGCAAUGCUAAUAAUAGGCAUUCCGGGUCAGCUACCACUGGAUCGGCUACCUUGACUACUGCUACGACCACCACGACUUCCUCGGCUUCUGUAGCUUCCUCCGCGACUCCCGUGCCUCUGGGGUCUAAUAGUAAUUCUAAUAGUGGGAAUAGUGUCAGUGGAAGUGAUAGCUUGAGACAGAAGGAUGCCAAGGAGACGUCGAAACAUAAUAAAGAGGGGAAAAGAGAUAGGGAUAGGGAUAGGGAUAGAGAUAGAGAGAGGGACAGGAUGCACGAUAGGGGAAUGGACAGGCUAGGUGGGAAGGAUGAGAGGAUUAGGCGUGAUAGUGGAGGGUAUAAUGUUGGAGGACACUACAGUGGACGGGAUGAUGAUCAUUGGCCUGGGCGUGAUUCUAGAGAUCCAAGAGAUAGAUUCGAUCACAAGCGAGAUAGAUUCGUUGAAUACGGUGGAAGAGUGUCUGCAGGUUAUCAUCGUGAUCGAGAAAGAGAACGUGACAGAAUGCACAUAAAUGAUAAAAGAAGUGAUUAUUAUCAAAGAUACUCAUCAGGUCCACCACCGCCAAAUAACUACGGGUACGGCGGACCAGUAGGAGCAGGUAGUUAUAACAGCGGCGGCGGGAUAGGAAAUUACCCACCGGGAGAAAUGCCACCGUCUGGACAUUAUAGAAAUAGGGGUUACCUUGGAGAUGGCGGGGGUGGUGGUGGUUAUCCGAGUGACUGGAGACCCAACAGACGCGAUUAUGAUCGAAGGCCUCCACCACCAUCGAAUGCCAAUACGUAGUGAUUUUUCUUACUACCGUCCUCAGUGUGAAACUUAGUGUAUGCAUGUCGAUACAUUAUGGAUAUAAUACACAUACGCUUUCACACUCAGAAAAUGUCUGUAUGUGUAUACAAAUGAAUGUGUUCAUGAGUGCAAGUGUGACUGCGUUAACUCCAAUUAUGUACCAUCUCAUUUGAUAUGUCUCCCUCACCGCCGCUACACAUUUCUUCCUCGUCGAUUAAAACUUAUGUAAUUAUCAAUUAUUUAUAAUUAUGUAAGCAAGCGAUACUCUAGAAAAAAAAAAAAAAAACAUACAUUUUUUUAUGCCUCAUAUAUAGCAAUUAAUUAGGACUCGGUGUUUUUUUCUGUACAAAAAUAAAUACUAAAAAGAAAA